This is a messenger RNA of Annulohypoxylon maeteangense, 1970 nucleotides long. Its product is annotated as NTF2-like protein. The coding region runs from base 233 to 1708 and encodes 491 amino acids. Gene Ontology annotation, biological process: polyketide metabolic process. The transcript is spliced from 3 exons. The record is from RefSeq and is a predicted model, not a curated record. NCBI's taxonomy places the organism in Eukaryota, Fungi, Ascomycota, Sordariomycetes, Xylariales, Hypoxylaceae.
GCAAGAAGACAGGUUUUUGGUAUUUUAUAGGAUUAUUGUUGACGUCAUAUCGAGUCAACCUCCCAUCAUAAAAAAUUGAUCGUGCCUUCUUUUUUUCUUCCCAACUUGAUUGGUCAUAGUUGCCUAUUAAUUAACAAAUGUACCUAGGUAGGUAAGGAUUGAAUGAUAAAAAAGUCCAGUAAGGAAUAAUAUAAUUAAAAUUCAAACAAUUCUCAAUCGCUCCUGUUCAAAGAUGGAAAUCAACCUUCCUCGCAUCAUCGACGCCACAAUGCCGAAUCGUGGCGAUCGGAACAUUGGAAUUAUCUCAUCUAGCAACGGCUUUAACCAUAAUGAUCCUGGAUUCUUAUCUAACGACUUCCCUCAUUCGCCUCCCAAGUUAUACAUUACAGCAGAGAGUGACGAUUUUGAUGUACUUACAGUUAACGAAUGGAAGGAUGAAGGCUUCAAUGUCGAGUAUAUUUCCAUGGGAGAUGGGGGCAACGAGUAUCGGACGAAGUUGGAAUCGCUGAGUAGGACUGACUUGGGACCCUGUGAAACAUUCGGGAUAGUUGCCUAUGGCGAUGCUGCUAGUUUUUGCCUCGAGCACUUUCAUGUGCUUGACAAUAAUUCCGAGUUUAGGCUCAGCUGUCUCGUCGCCUAUUAUCCUACUCGCAUACCAGAUCCACGUACCAGGUUUCCCGGCGGCGUUCAUGUCCUCGUGCAUCUCGCUAGUGGCGAGGCUGUUGGCAUCGUGAAGCAGACGCAGAUGAUAGGAAUCCAGGGGAAGAAACGGGUCGUCAAAAGGACAAUAGAUCGAGGCAAAGGCGCUGGUGGUGUAUUGCAGAUGUCUUAUCCGGGUUACACCUAUGAUGCUACGCCCGGCUUCGCGGAACAUGAUCUAGACGAAUUCGAUAGGGUGAGCGCAGAACUUAGCUGGAGCAGAAGUUUGGCUACAGUACGAAGGGCAUUUCGUAAAGACGUAGACCUAGAGAAGACGGUUGAGCAGAACGUCGAAGGUAAAUUCUACGCACGCGAUCUGCAGCAGACGUUGUCCACCUACUCAACUCAUAAGAGUCCUCACGUAACUUAUGUUCCAACGUUAACAGGGGGCAUCGGUUCCGAAGAGCUCCAGAGGUUUUACUCUGAGUUUUUCCUUGAUCGGAACCCCCCAUCUGUGAAACUGAGUCUACUCUCACGUACAAUCGGUGCCGACCGUGUUGUGGAUGAGUUACACGUCGCGUUUAAACACACCCAAGAGAUGCCGUGGAUUCUUCCAGGAGUGCCGCCCACCAAUAAGAGAGUCGAGAUUCUAGUAGUGAGCAUCGUAACCCUGCGUGGAGGGCAGCUGUGCCAUGAACACGUCUACUGGGACCAAGCGAGUGUGCUAGUACAGAUUGGUCUAUUAGACCCAAAGGUUGUGCCAGUGAAAGCAAGAGAAAAGGGGCUCAAGAGACUGCCGGUUGUCGGAAAGGAGGCGGCUAGGCGCGUACAGCGAGGUUAUGACGAAGGCGACGAGGGCGAAGCUACGAAUGAGCUGAUAGCCGAGUGGAAUGACGAUAUUGAUGACGACGACGCUUAUAAUGAUGGAAACAAUAAUACUAGCAAGAAUGAAAAGAGCGAAGAGAAGGAGAGGAAGGAUGAGAAGCCGGAACAUUCGCGGGAGCGCGAGUUUGAGAAAGAGAGUCCAAGUCAGCCACCUAUCGAAGGCGAGAAGUCCGAAGCCAGUUAGCAGGAAACAAGCCCACGGCAUGAAACUAGGUACACAAUUUCCUUCGCUCAUUUCCAGUAGGUAUUGUACCUACCUGUCGCGCCGCCCACUGAGAUCUACCUACUAAGCCCACUAAGCCCUACGGAUUAUCCAGUAAGGAAAUUAAUAACCGUUGGUGGCUUAAAGACACGACACGAUCGGCGUGUGAACGACUCCGACAGCCGAUCAACCAAUCUGGAUACGUCUAAGGAUAAGACGCCAAGUUCUAGGGACGGCUGGGACG